AUGGAUGAAGGCAAAAGAAAAGCCUACUUUAACCCUAACCAUAAUAAGGUUACUAUAAUGGAUUUCUUCAAAAAAAAAACAGAUGAUGUUAUGAGAGUAAAUGCAAAUGUAAAACAAAAUUUAAAAUCUUCAUCAAACGUUUUGUCUGAUAGUGAAAAAUUAAAUAUUGUAGAACGUGACCCGGCAAAAGGGGAUAAACAAGCAUAUAUAAAUUUAACAAUGCAAUUAGGUCCAUAUCAGCCAGUAAAUAUUGCAUUUCCUCGUAGUUCUGGUAGAGCAUUUAGGCAAGAAUGGUAUAAGUCCUAUGAAUGGUUAGAGUAUAGUCAAGAAUUAGAUUCAGCUUUUUGUUUUUAUUGUCGAGCUUUUCCUACAGUUGGUAUGGAAGCAGCAUUUAUUUCAUGUGGAUUUAGGACUUGGGGAAAAGCAACUGAAAGAUUUUCUACUCAUCAAAAAAGCAAUUCACAUAAAGAAGCGCUAUGUAAAGUAAUUGGAUAUAAGCAAUCAUUAACAAGUUCUGGAAAUAUCAUUGGAUUAAUUGACAAAAAUCAUUGUAAAGUAGUAUCUGAUAAUUGUAAUUACUUAAAGAAUAUUUUGGAAACUCUUCUUUAUUGUGCUAAGCAAGGAAUAGCUAUUAGGGGUCAUGAAGAGGAUUCAAAAUCAUUAAAUAAAGGUAACUUUAUUGAGCUUUUAACUCUUCGGGCAAAAGACAAUAAUCUAAUUCAACAAUAUUACUUAGAUAAGGAAAAAUCAUUUAACUAUGUACAUCAUUCAUAUUUAAAUAUGUUUCUUACCUAUAUGAGUGAUUACGUUUUAAAAUCAAUUGUAUCAGAGAUUAUGUCAGCUGGAAUAUUUAGCAUUCUUAUUGAUGAAACACAAGAUUUAAGUCGACAUGAGCAAGUGUCUGUAUUCAUAAGAUAUGUAAAUAAUUUAGAGCCUAAAGAAGUGUUUUUGGGAUUUUAUCGUACAAGCUCAACAGAUGGAGAAUCUCUCGUUGUUUUAAUUAAAGAAGUGUUGAAACUUAACGGACUCAAAAUUGAAGACAUUCGAGGGCAAUGCUAUGAUGGCGCUGCGUCAAUGCGUGGGGCCUAUAAAGGCGUUCAAGCAAGAAUAAGGGCAGAAAAUAGUUUAGCAGUUUAUAUACAUUGUUAUGCUCAUAUCUUAAAUUUAUGUCUUGUAGAUUUAGCAAAACAAAUAUCAUGUGUUCGAAAUAUGUUUGGUACAUUACAAACGUUAUAUAGUUUUAUAGGAGCAUCAUCUAAAAGGUUUGCUGUUUUUGAACAGAUGUUAAGUUCCGAUGGAGGCCCUAAAACAAUCAAGGCAUUAUGUGAUACACGCUGGAGUUGCCGUUAUGAAGCCUUAAGAUCAGUGUUCCAUAAUUUAACUGCGAUAGUUGAUACAUUGGCUGAAAUAGCAGAAAGUGAUAGAGAAUUUGGAUCUGAUGCGGCUGCUUUAUUAAAAAGCAUUCAAAUAUUUGAAUUUAUAUUUUCUCUAAUUUUACUGGAAGAUGUAUUAUUAAAAACAAAUGUCCUAUCCAAAUAUUUGCAAUCAUCAACAUUAAAUUAUGGCCUAGUAAGUCAAAUGGUAAAAGAAACUAUAAGAAAUUUUGAAGAAUUGAGAACAGAUGACAAUUUUCAGAAAGUAUGGGAAAAGGCUACUAUUGUUUCAAAAAAUAAUGGUUUUAGUGAGCCUAACCUACCACGCAUUAAAUCAGUACCAUUAAAAUUAGGUGGUGGCAAAAAACAAACUAUACAGACUGUUCAAGAUCAUUUUCGUAUAAAUGUAUUUUUUGGAAUUAUAGAUACAGUAAUGAUGUGCAUGAAGAGUAAAUUUAAAGAAAAUGAUUUAAGUUUGUUAAAUUCUAUGAAUAAUGUCUUAUUUAAUAAAAACCCUACUAAUCAGUCAAUAGAGGAAGUUUGUAAUACAUACAAAAUAGAAUCAAAUGAUUUAUCAACAAAAUUAGCUAGAAAAUUACUGUUGGUCAUUUUGGACAAACCUUUACAAUUUGGGUCAAAACAUGCUUCCAAAGUAAAAGAGCUUGAAGCAGAUUUAAAAAUUGAAAAAUCUACUAAUAAACGUAAAAAUAAUGAGUUUGAUUGUGACCAAAGUGCAAAAGUGCAACAUACAAUAUCGGAUGCAUUUUCAAGAGCUCAGCCAGUUAGUCAAGGUUUGUAG
Messenger RNA from Metopolophium dirhodum (rose-grain aphid), 2172 nucleotides. RefSeq names its product zinc finger MYM-type protein 1-like. The record is from RefSeq and is a predicted model, not a curated record. The coding region runs from base 1 to 2172 and encodes 723 amino acids. NCBI's taxonomy places the organism in Eukaryota, Metazoa, Arthropoda, Insecta, Hemiptera, Aphididae. The transcript has 4 exons.